GACCUACCCUCUUCUUCUGCCCUACAUCCCAACCCUGGUGUGGGAUUUUGGGAGCUCCUAGGGCAGACCUCUGGCCAGCUUCCCUUCUGGGCAGGACCUGAAAUUUAGAAGCUGAGGUCCCUGCACCCCCACUUCUCAAGCCAAAGUCCAAGGGACCCAGUCAGGGGUCCAGCUCCGUGGAGAUGCCAGCAGCCCGUCGGUUCCCUGGCCUGGAGCUCUCCUUUCCUCUCCUGGCCAGAUUGCGGCGAAGACUAUACACAAGGCUGGGGAGCAGCAGCAUGCAGCCAGAAGAGGGUACGGGCUGGCUGCUGGAGCUGCUGUCCGAGGUGCAGCUGCAACAGUACUUCCUGCGGCUCCGCGACGACCUCAAUGUCACCCGCCUGUCCCACUUUGAGUAUGUCAAGAAUGAGGACCUGGAGAAGAUUGGCAUGGGCCGUCCUGGCCAGCGGCGGCUGUGGGAGGCUGUGAAGAGGAGAAAGGCCAUGUGCAAGCGCAAGUCCUGGAUGAGCAAGGUGUUCAGUGGAAAGCGGCUGGAGGCUGAGUUCCCCCCUCAUCACUCUCAGAGCGCCUUCCCGAAGACCUCGCCCACCCCUGGUGGCCCCGCAGGGGAGGGGCCCCUGCAGAGCCUCACCUGCCUCAUUGGGGAGAAGGACCUGCAUCUCUUCGAGAAGCUCGGAGACGGCUCCUUUGGCGUGGUGCGCAGGGGCGAGUGGGACGCCCCCUCGGGGAAGACGGUGAGUGUGGCUGUGAAGUGCCUGAAGCCUGAUGUGCUGAGCCAGCCAGAGGCCAUGGACGACUUCAUCCGGGAAGUCAACGCCAUGCAUUCGCUUGACCACCGAAACCUCAUUCGCCUCUAUGGUGUGGUGCUCACGCCACCCAUGAAGAUGGUGACGGAGCUGGCGCCUCUGGGAUCAUUGCUGGACCGGCUUCGCAAGCACCAGGGCCACUUCCUUCUGGGUACUCUGAGCCGCUAUGCUGUGCAGGUGGCCGAGGGCAUGGGCUACCUGGAGUCCAAGCGCUUUAUUCACCGUGACCUGGCUGCCCGCAAUCUGCUGCUGGCCACCCGCGACCUGGUCAAGAUCGGGGACUUCGGGCUGAUGCGAGCACUCCCCCAGAAUGACGACCACUACGUCAUGCAGGAGCAUCGCAAGGUGCCCUUUGCCUGGUGUGCCCCCGAGAGCCUGAAGACACGCACCUUCUCCCAUGCCAGCGACACCUGGAUGUUCGGGGUAACGUUGUGGGAGAUGUUCACCUAUGGCCAGGAGCCCUGGAUUGGCCUUAAUGGCAGUCAGAUCCUGCAUAAGAUUGACAAGGAAGGGGAGCGUCUUCCCCGGCCCGAGGACUGCCCCCAAGACAUCUACAACGUCAUGGUCCAGUGCUGGGCUCACAAACCAGAGGACAGACCCACCUUUGUGGCCCUGAGGGACUUCCUGCUGGAGGCCCAGCCCACUGACAUGCGGGCCCUCCAGGACUUUGAGGAACCAGACAAGCUGCACAUCCAGAUGAAUGAUGUCAUCACCGUCAUCGAGGGGAGGGCUGAGAACUACUGGUGGCGCGGGCAGAACACACGGACGCUGUGCGUGGGGCCCUUCCCCCGAAACGUGGUGACCUCCGUGGCCGGCCUGUCAGCCCAGGACAUCAGCCAGCCCCUGCAGAACAGCUUCAUUCACACGGGCCAUGGCGACAGCGACCCCCGCCACUGCUGGGGCUUUCCCGACAAGAUCGAUGAACUGUAUCUGGGAAAUCCUAUGGACCCUCCCGACCUGCUGAGUGUGGAACUGAGCACCUCCCGCCCCACCCAGCACCUGGGAAGGGUGAAAAGGGAGCCUCCACCUCGCCCACCUCAGCCUGCCAUCUUCACUAAGAAACCAACCUAUGACCCCGUGAGCGAGGACCAAGACCCCUUGUCCAGCGACUUCAAGAGGCUGGGUGUGAGGAAGCCGGGCUUGCCCCGGGGGCUGUGGCUGACAAAGCCCUCGGCCCGGGUGUCCGGCACCAAGACCGGCCGCGGUGGCAGCAGUGGCGCUGAGGUCACGCUCAUUGACUUCGGCGAGGAGCCGGUGGUCCCGUCCCCGCGGCCCUGCACACCCUCGCUGGCGCAGCUGGCCAUGGAUGCCUGCUCCUUGUUGGACAAGACCCCACCGCAGAGCCCCACGCGGGCCCUGCCCCGGCCCCUGCACCCCACGCCCGUGGUGGACUGGGAUGCACGCCCGCUGCCGCCGCCCCCCGCCUACGAUGAUGUGGCCCAAGACGAGGAUGACUUUGAAGUCUGCUCCAUCAACAGCACCCUGGUGGGCGCCGGGGUCUCUCCUGGGCCCAGCCAGGGUGAGACGAAUUACGGCUUCGUGCCCGAGCAGGCGCGGCUCCUCGCUCCCCUGGAGGACAACCUGUUCCUCCCACCCCAGGGCGGCAGCAAGCCGCCCACCUCGGCCCAGACCGCAGAGAUCUUCCAGGCUCUGCAGCAGGAGUGCAUGCUGAGGCUGCAGGUCCCCGCCAGCUCCCUGGUCCUCUCACCCAGCCCCGUGGGCGAGGACAAGCCCCAGGUGCCCCCCCGGGUGCCUAUCCCCCCGAGGCCCACGCGCCCACGUGGUGAGCUGUCUCCAGCCCCGUCGGGUGAGGAGGAGACGGGGCGGUGGCCUGGACCUGCCUCCCCUCCCCGGGUGCCUCCCCGGGAGCCCCUGUCCCCUCAAAGUUCAAGGACCCCCAGUCCCCUCGUGCCACGGGGCAGCUCCCCGCUGCCACCCCGGCUCUCGAGUUCACCUGGGAAGACCAUGCCCACCACCCAGAGCUUUGCCUCAGACCCCAAGUACGCCACACCCCAGGUGAUCCAGGCACCUGGCCCCCGGGCUGGUCCCUGCAUCCUGCCCAUCGUCCGCGACGGCAAGAAGGUCAGCAAUACCCACUACUACCUGCUGCCUGAGCGCCCGCCCUACCUGGAGCGCUACCAGCGCUUCCUGCGUGAGGCACAGAGCCCCGAAGAACCCGCCCCCUUGCCUGUGCCCUUGCUGCCCCCACCCAGCACUCCAGCCCCUGCCGCCCCCACUGCCACUGUUCGGCCCAUGCCCCAGGCUGCCCCAGACCCCAAGGCCAACUUCUCCACCAACAACAGCAAUCCAGGGGUCCGGCCGCCAGCCCUGAGGGCCACCGCUUGGCUGUCACAGAGGGGCUGCCCAGGGGACGGGCCAGAGGCUGUACGGCCAACAGAUAAGAUCCAGAUGCUGCAGGCCAUGGUGCAUGGGGUGACCACAGAGGAGUGCCAGGCGGCCCUGCAGAGCCACAGCUGGAACGUGCAAAGGGCUGCCCAGUAUCUGAAGGUGGAGCAGCUUUUCGGGUUGGGUCUGCGGCCGCGAGGUGAGUGCCACAAAGUGCUGGAGAUGUUCGACUGGAACCUAGAGCAAGCCGGCUGCCACCUUCUGGGCUCCUGUGGCCCUGCCCACCACAAACGCUGAGCUGUCUGGAGAGCCAGAAGAUCUGCCCUGAAGGAAUCACUUGAGCCUGUCCAUCUGACAAGGGUGGGAAGAUACCCAUCCCAGGCCUGGAGAACCUGCGGACACCCACUGGCAGAGCGAGGCUAAGGCAGCAGGAGGCUGGGAGCCCUGCCUUGCCUGUCCCUCCCUCACCCAGCACCAUCCCAGCAACUUUGGUUCAGCCCACAGUGCCCCAGGCCAAGGUGCAAGAAGUUGCCCGUGAAGGCUAGCAUGGGGGUGGCCUCAGCAGGCCUGCGGCUGACGUGCCUCUGGUUGCAUCCCCCUGGUAGGCCUGCCGCUGGAGUGUGUCCCCGAGUCCUGCCAGGGGAAAGCCAGGCUUGACCUUGGGCGGGGAGGAUGUGUUGGCCACGCUGAAAGGUGGACUAGCACGCGGCUGGGUCCUUCUCCAGAGAGUCCCUGGGUUCUGGGGUGUCAGCAGGAUGUAACUCAUGGCCUCACCAUAGACAGUGUUUUGGGACUUGGCUGCUCUUAGGAUCUUGUGCCUGGAAAUAGCCUGAAGUGGCCCAGGAAGCAGAGCAUUGGUGCCAGUAGUUCUCUGGCAGGGACCAGGGCCCAAGGCCCCAGGGUUGGAAGGAGACCAAAGGGGUAGUUUCCCUGGAGGGAUACUAGAGCUUCCUCUGCCCCAGCUCUUCCCCUGUGUUGUCCCCAAAGUGGCUGUCCCAGCUACGGAUACCUGCUUCUUCCAGAGAAAUAAAACUAGUUUCUAUUUUAUGUUAA
Myotis myotis is the source of this 4205-nucleotide messenger RNA. RefSeq names its product tyrosine kinase non receptor 2 (gene TNK2). Gene Ontology annotation, molecular function: ATP binding; protein serine/threonine/tyrosine kinase activity; protein binding. Bases 183 to 3449 code for a protein of 1088 amino acids. The record is from RefSeq and is a predicted model, not a curated record. The transcript is spliced from 16 exons. Gene Ontology annotation, cellular component: extrinsic component of cytoplasmic side of plasma membrane. Lineage: Eukaryota; Metazoa; Chordata; Mammalia; Chiroptera; Vespertilionidae. Gene Ontology annotation, biological process: signal transduction; negative regulation of epidermal growth factor receptor signaling pathway; protein phosphorylation.